CUUUUAAGCCUACUAUAAAACGGCAAGUCGGAAAUGGAAUAUAAGACACUAGUGUUCACAAAACUUCCACUUAGCAUAGUCCUAAAGCUGGUGAGCGAGUAAAGUAACCUCCACUAGCGACCGGCGUUGAACGAAGAGGAUGGUUCAAAAUUUACGAAAAGUGAUUAUUAGGUAAUGAACACUGGUCAUGUAAAAAAAUAAAAUGAGUUCAUCAAUAACUAAGCCGGCUGAGUGUGGACUGCAGGUUUAUUGGAACAUCCAGUCCUGCUUUUCCUCCUUCGUUCUAACAACCCUUAGGCCGGAAUGCAUGCUCAAAAAUCACGUUCCGAUGUCCGCCCAAAAAGCAGCAGAGCCACACUGGAUUCCCUGUGAAGGAUAUUAAGGAUCGGAUCUUCUAUUCUACGUGAUGGAAACACGCUGAAAAACAAAGUGGAGUGAGGCGUACGAAUAUAUUGCUGGAAGAGGGAAUCGGGGGGAUAAGGGAUAUAUCGAGAUGGAAUAAGCAAUGAAGCUAUCUGAUGGCGACAGUUCAACAGCUGUUUGCCUGUAAGCUGCUCUCAAUAGGCACCAGGCGACUUCGACUUCUCAAUCAGAUCAAUAUAUGUUAACGUUUCAAUACAUAAUGGCGUACCACUUACGAAAUAUGUGUGGAAUAUCACUUCAGGCAAGAAAAUUCGUAAUAGUUUUAUAGUGCCAGCAUUCUAGAUUCCUUAUAGCGAAAAAUAUGGA
This is a messenger RNA of Acanthoscelides obtectus, 729 nucleotides long. The record is from the annotation of a GenBank genome assembly. NCBI's taxonomy places the organism in Eukaryota, Metazoa, Arthropoda, Insecta, Coleoptera, Chrysomelidae.